AUGGGUGUUCAUGUUAAUGAAAACUUAGCAACAAGAACUCGAGGUGUGUACACGUUUCGUGCACAAGGAUCCAUAUAUCAUAAGAUUGGGAAUCUUUUACCAAAUUCUAGCGACAGACCGAGAUAUUUGCAACUGUAUGUUUAUGACACUGACCAUGAGAAUAAGAAUCGAAUAUCUGAAAAUGAAGAAUUACACUUAGAUUUGCUUGACAAGAUAAAGAGUAUUUUAAAUGCUCAAAAUCCAUUUGUACACACGUUUCUCCAGUUAGCUCAGCGUCCAGAUAUACAUGAAUGCAGACUUCAGAUCAAAGAGCAACCAUGUAAUAGGCCCCAAUACAACCUUCCGACUGCUCCUGAAGUUGUUGCAGUUUUAUAUCCUUUGUUGUUACCUUGUGGUUCAUAUGGAUGGGAUGCAAAUAGCAGAAGUAAUGAUGGUAGAAAAAUAACAUGCUGUGAUUUCUAUUCUUAUAUGCUACAGAUUCGCCCGGGGGAUCAAUCACUUUUCGUUCGAGGAGGUCGCCUCUUACAGCAGUAUGUUGUAGAUAAUUACGUGAAGAUUGAGUCCAACAAAUUAAGAUGGAUACGUACUCAUCAGAAUCACAUUCGAACAGAUUUUUAUCAAGGUCUUCUAGAUGCAGUACAUGCUGGUGAAAAUUAUGGAGGUAAUGUUGGUCAUAGAACAAUAUUACCGUCGUCAUUUGUUGGUAGCCCACGAGAUAUGUAUCAGCGAUAUCAAGAUGCAAUGGCUCUGUCAGCACAUGAUCGCCCUGAUUUGCUGACAAUAGUAUUUCAUUCAAAAUUUGAUGAGAUGAAGACCGACAUUCGUACAAAACAUGUACUCAGGAAGGUUCUAGCAUAUGCAUAUGUUAUUGAGUAUCAAAAAAGAGGCUUACCACAUGCCCACAUGGUCAUUAUUUUGGAUGAAAAUGAUAAGUUACGCACUCCUGACGAUUAUGAUAACAUUGUCAGAGCUGAAAUUCCAGACAAGAGACUAGAGCCUAGAUUAUACAGUGCAGUUCUGAAACACAUGGUACAUGGCCCAUGCGGAAUGUACAAUGAACAGUCACCGUGUAUGACAAAUGGUCGGUGCAAAAGACAUUUCCCAAAGCCAUUUUCUCCAAUCACUACACUUAGAAACGAUUCAUAUCCUGUUUAUCGAAGAAGAGAAGGGGAGUCAGCUCCAUUAGAGAGUAAUCCAAGCAUCUUGGUGGAUAAUAGUUGGGUCAUUCCAUACAACCCAUGGUUGCUUUUGGAAUAUGAUUGUCAUAUCAAUCUUGAAAUUUGCAGCAGUGUUACAUGUGUGAAGUAUUUAUACAAAUAUGUUUAUAAAGGGCUUGACCGUGUUACAUUAAAAGUUCGUCAAGGUCCUAAUUAUGACGAAGUACAACAGUUCAUAAAUGGAAGAUAG
This is a messenger RNA of Camellia sinensis, 1407 nucleotides long. NCBI's taxonomy places the organism in Eukaryota, Viridiplantae, Streptophyta, Magnoliopsida, Ericales, Theaceae. The record is from RefSeq and is a predicted model, not a curated record.